Messenger RNA from Coregonus clupeaformis (lake whitefish), 3522 nucleotides. Its product is annotated as ETS domain-containing transcription factor ERF-like. The record is from RefSeq and is a predicted model, not a curated record. NCBI's taxonomy places the organism in Eukaryota, Metazoa, Chordata, Actinopteri, Salmoniformes, Salmonidae. Bases 696 to 2849 code for a protein of 717 amino acids. The transcript has 5 exons. Gene Ontology annotation, molecular function: DNA-binding transcription factor activity, RNA polymerase II-specific; sequence-specific DNA binding. Gene Ontology annotation, biological process: regulation of transcription by RNA polymerase II; cell differentiation. Gene Ontology annotation, cellular component: nucleus.
GCAGCAGUGACGCUACCUUGGCUCGUGGUGAGUGGGUGUGCCCCGCCCCUUAGAGCCCCCCCUCUCCCGGUCGGUGUGGGCGGCCGCGUGGGGAGAGAGCGAAACACUACACCCGAGAGAGAGGAACCGGGGAGGAGAAAGAGUAGCCACAGAGUACAGAAUGUGAGUGAGUGGAGGAAGAAAACAAGUCUAAAGAGAGGACGACUGCUAUUCUACAGAACGGUUCUUUUAACGACAAUAUGUCAAAUAACGGGGAAGAUGCGAUUGAGAUGGAGUAAACAACAACUCGACCGUUAGUGAAAGUAUAUGCAAACAAGGAAAGAGAAGGAUUUUAGGUUCGUAUGCUUGUCGGGACGGUUGACCGUGUUCCGCUGCAACUCGAACAGGACAGGCGAAGUUGCCGUGGGACAAACAGCAAUGAGCUACAUCAACUGACUGCGAUUCGUGGAAAGUAACGUUACUUCGAUUGCUACAGUUGGGGAAGGGGGUAUUGGGAAAGAAAGUGGAAGCAAAGGGGCCCGCGACUGGAGCAACGGCGGAAAGUUUGUAACGUUAGCCAGUUCCCCCUCCUUUUUCAAUUCCGAACCAAAGGAAGGGCUCAGAGGGAGACGACUUUUCCUUCCACUGACGCUACUGUUUUGACUUGAGUUCCAUCAAGCUCGCUAGCUAACGUUAACUAGCUUGCAACACUCAAAAUGAAAACCCCCGGAGAUUCGGGGUUUGCCUUUCCAGAUUGGGCCUACAAACCCGAGUCGAGCCCCGGCUCGCGACAGAUCCAGCUGUGGCACUUCAUCCUGGAGCUGCUGAGGAAGGAGGAGUACCAUGACGUCAUCGCCUGGCAGGGGGACUAUGGAGAGUUUGUCAUCAAGGACCCUGACGAGGUGGCCCGGUUAUGGGGGGCCCGCAAGUGCAAACCCCAGAUGAACUAUGACAAGCUGAGCAGGGCACUCCGUUAUUACUACAACAAGAGGAUCCUCCAUAAGACCAAAGGGAAGAGGUUCACCUACAAGUUCAACUUCAACAAACUGGUCCUGGUCAACUACCCCUUCAUAGACAUGGGCUCCACAGGUAGUGGUGUUCCUCAGAGUGCUCCCCCAGUGCCAACCGGAGCCGGAACUCAUUUCCGCUUCCCACCCUCCACGCCGUCCGACAUGCUUUCGCCCAAUGAGGACCUGCGUAGCCCAGGGGGCGUGUUCAGUGCCGUGGCUCGGCGCAUGGCGCGCGGCUCGGUCAGCGACUGCAGCGACGGGACCUCUGUCAACUCCGAGAUCGAGGACGGCAACGGGGGAGGAGGGGAGGAGAGAGGGGGAGAGAGAGGGCUGAGUGGGGGAGGGGGAGGAGGAGGUGGUCCAGGGGGAGGAGGAGGAGGGUACAGGAGUAUGAUCCACCCCCGUCUGUCCCAUGAGUCUCUGUUCAGGAUGUAUGGUGGAGCAGGGAACCCCAAUGGCCACCCAGGCUCCCGCUGCCCCCCAGGACACAGGGUCCACCCCGACAACCUGUCCCCCCUACCUGGCCCUGUGGGUGCAGGGCUCCUAGCCCCACCUCUGUCCCCAGCCCUGUCCAUGACCCCGUCCUCCCACCUGCCCUACACCCCAUCCCCCUCCCUCUCCCCCAUGCUGGGCUCCCACUUCUCCUUCAACCCUGAGGAAAUGAAGCGCUACCUGCAGGCCCACCACCAGAGUGUCUACAACUACCACCUCAGCCCCAGAGCCUUCCUCCACUACCCCAACGUCGUCCUUCCCCAGCCACACCGCCUCACCCAAGACAAGAGAGAACUGGGAGGAGAGAGAGAGAGGGAAAGAGGAGAACGCUCAGGUCUGAAUAGUCAUCGACACCCAUCACCCCUAUCCCAAUCCCACUCUCCUCACCCGCACUCGGCCCACCCCCACCCCCACCCGCACUCAGCCCACCACCACCCUCACUCGGCCCAUUCCCACUCCCACCCCAUCCACCACCCGCUGCACCUGGGUGAGGAGCCGCCUCACCUCUCGCCCUUCAAGUUCAAGCUGCAGCCUCCUCCAUUGGGCCGGAAGCAGAGGGACGGUAGCCAGGGCCACCACCCCAGGCAGAGCUCACUGUCCUCGUGCUCAGGGUCCCUGUCGUCCUCCGGUCUGGGGUCUUCCUUGUCCUUCGGCAGUGACCUGAGCUCAGCCGGCGGGUCAGGACUCAUCUCCAACUCCUCCUCCACCGGCUCCCUCAACAGCACUGGACUGCCCAAGAUCAAGGUGGAGCCCAUCUCAGACAUUGAGUCAGAAGAGGAGGUGGAGGUGACUGACAUCAGCGAUGACGACCCCGAUGACCGGGGCGACGAGUACGACCUCUUCUCCCCCCGACACCCCCGGCCUCACCCCCACCACCCCAACGGGACCUCCUCCCACCCACACCCCAACGACGACGACCUGGAUGAGGAUGUCUUCAAGGCCCCCGCGCCCCCUCCUCCAGGCCUGCUGCCCUUCUUCACCUCCCACUACCAUUCCCACCCCCACCGCGGACCUCCCACCCUGAAGAGUGAGCCGGCCGAGCCAGGCGACACCCCACCUCCCCAGUCCCCUGCCCAGGGGCAGACCAAGUGCAUUCCCCUCAAGCUGCGCUUCAAACGGCGCUGGAGCGAAGACCAACGCAUGGAGGCCAUGGAAGAGCAGGACGACAAGAAAGUACGAGGGGAGGAGAAGGAGAGGGAAAGAGAGACGGAGAGGAAUGGAGGGAUGGAGGAGAACGGGGCUGGCAGUGCCCCCAGUUCCCCAGCCCUGGGGGGGUAUGAGUGUACCCUCCCGUUGGCUCAGAGGAGGGUGAGCCAGGACCUGCACCGGGCCACCGCCCAACUGUCACUGGAGAACAAGGACUGCUGAUGCUGAUCCACACAUAGGGAUACAUACAAACACUAAUGCUAGCAGUCAGUGGUGGUUUAGGACAGUGUAAAUGACUCCUCUGUAGUCCUCCUGCCACUCUGACAGACAGACAGUUCUCUCCUAACUCAAACUAAACCUUGUCCUAAUCAAACUCCAAACCAUGAUGCAGUCCUUGACUUGAGAACACACACACACGCUCCCAAACCCCUUACCUCCUACUGUAAUGAGACCCUCCCUCAGAGACUGUUGAAGAAAAGAGGGGAGAGGGGACUUUUGGUCCAAGCAAGCCCAGACUCAGUGACUUAAACCAGGGGAAGACCCAGAGGGGACGCAACUCUCUGCUUGUGUCUGGAUGGAACACCCAAGCCAGCCUCCUGUCCAGCCCACCGUCAGCCUCAUAUCCAGCCUCCAGCCCUGCCCCACAUCUCCUGCCUCACAUCUCCUGCCUCACCUCUCCUGCCUUCUGGCCCCCCUCUAGGGUUAGACUCUUUCUCCUCAGGGGACCCCAACUCAGACAGACCAGUCACCCGGCUCCCCAGCCCUGCAGACAUGGAGGAUUACAUUUCUCCCAUUUUAUUUUUGUAUAGAGAUGAAGACGGGGCUUCUACAAGUGCCUGUACCUGUAUCAAACACACACACAGACAGAGAGAGAGAGAGAGAGGGGAGAGAGGGG